AUGCCAUUACGGAUAACAUCUGCUCCGGUAUCUGGUAUCCAAAAGAAAAAGAGACCCGCCACUUUCAAACCUCGCGCCUCCCCUUUUGCCGGACAUACUCGCCAGAAAGCCGCCGUUCAAUCUUCCCGCCCUUCCAAGUCUGACCAGCUAGGUGAGGUGUACACGGGUGAUUUCGAUCAGGGCCCACUUCCUGACUUGGGGGCUUCUCAUUAUGUGGCACAGAUUGCUCCCGUCGAGGAUGUGAUUCAGGCCAUCCACUACAUUCGCGACAAGAUGUUCGAGGAUAUCCCUGCUCGAGCUGGCAUGAAUAGUACUCGCAUUGCUGAAGUACUUAAUCUACGCCGGUCGCUACCUCCUCUCGCCUCGGUGGCUCAUGUUCACACGCUGAUCGAUGCGCCUACGAAAGUGGAGAAAGAAAUUGUGGAUCUGGUCAAUGCCGGUCGUGUUCGUCGCUUGAUCGUCCCAGGAAGAGGGAAUGAUGCGGCAGGGCUUGGCGAUUGUCUAGUUCUAACAGAGGAUUGGGAAAGGCUUGUGUUGGAAAGCAGUGGCUUGGAGACCUCAGUUAAGGAUAAAUUCCUUCAAGUUCUCGGCCAGAUCGGAAACACAUCGGCUAUACCAGCCUCGCUUCUUUCCCAAUCGGAGCGUAUGGGUCUUGUUUGCGCCGGGUUUUUGGUGUCAUCGUCCUCUCUCGUCAAAGGUUCCAUGGGUGUCGCAUCGCUUCCCGGUCUUCCUUCCUCUACUCCGGCUCCUGCUUCUCCUAGUCGGAGUGGUAGCGCCGGUCAGCCCUGCGACACUCCGAAUAACCAACAUCAGUCUCUAUUUGAGACAGCGACCCUCUUCUUAUCACUUCCCAACACUGGGCCAUAUCUUCGCCUUCUCGGAGCUGGUCGGAAGCAUCUCCUCGCUCUUCUCAACAAAUCCAGUUCUGGCGAGGCCCCCGUCUAUCUUCUACGCGAUCGCUGGGACGGCGCGGUUGAGACAGAUAAGAGCUUCAGCGUUGCGAAGCGCGUGCGAGGUGAAUUCGCUGGCAUACUUCCAGGAAAGACGAGGAAGUGGAGAGAUCUCUACGGCAUGAAUUUUGGCUGGGCUCUGGAGGAAGCUCUGGGGGCCGGGUUGAUUGAGAUCUUCGAUACUGGCAGUGUUGGGCCUGCAGUACGCGCUCUAUGA
Messenger RNA from Aspergillus viridinutans, 1167 nucleotides. Its product is annotated as Stk19 family serine/threonine-protein kinase. NCBI's taxonomy places the organism in Eukaryota, Fungi, Ascomycota, Eurotiomycetes, Eurotiales, Aspergillaceae. The transcript has 2 exons. Gene Ontology annotation, molecular function: protein serine/threonine kinase activity. The record is from RefSeq and is a predicted model, not a curated record. Bases 1 to 1167 code for a protein of 388 amino acids. Gene Ontology annotation, biological process: positive regulation of Ras protein signal transduction; protein phosphorylation.